AUGCCGACAUACCCAUCCCGUGAUGAGUACCGCCGUGUUCGCAAGGCGGAGGGGGAGAAGGAGAAGGGUCAGGGACCAGAGAACGAGAUUCGUGUGACGUCGAAGCACGGUCAGCGCAGCUAUAUUGCGUACGCAAUUGCCUUGCUCCGUGGUGAGGAAGGGAAGACGCAGUAUGACACCGUCAAGAUCAGCGCCAUGGGAGCUGCCAUCCACAACGCAGUGAACAUUGCUGAGAUUGUGAAGCGGCGUGUGGCUGGUCUGCACCAGACGACUGACAUUUCGUCGGAGGUCAUCCGUGACGAGUACGAGCCUGUUGACGAGAAGAAGGAACGACUUGAGGUGGAGCGGAAAGUGUCAACAAUCCUCAUCACGCUCUCCCUGAAGCCGCUGGACAAGAACCACGUUGGCUACCAGCCGCCGCUGCCGGAGGAGGAGGUGAAGGAGCAGGAGGAGCGUGAGCCCGGUGAGUCCACCGCCGGUGGCCGUGGCCGUGGGCCUCGAAACGCCACGAGGGGCGGCGGCAGUCGUGGCAGCGGAGGGGCUGCACGGGGCUCCUCACGGGGUGGCGGCAACUACGGAGGCCAACGCGGCAGCGGCCGUGGCGGAUCACGCGGCGGGGCAUCGCGGGGUGCGGCAUAG
Messenger RNA from Trypanosoma theileri, 639 nucleotides. RefSeq lists its product as uncharacterized. NCBI's taxonomy places the organism in Eukaryota, Euglenozoa, Kinetoplastea, Trypanosomatida, Trypanosomatidae. The transcript has a single exon. Gene Ontology annotation, molecular function: RNA binding. The record is from RefSeq and is a predicted model, not a curated record. The coding region runs from base 1 to 639 and encodes 212 amino acids.